AAUAUUUUGGUGGAAAAUUGAUUGAAAAACAAAAUAAAAAAAUAUCUAGAUAUUUAUGCUUCCUUAGUCAUUAAGCUAAGACCAAGCUUAUUUCCUAUAAAUUGAGAGCCUUGUCUCAAUUCCACACACACACACAUAUACCAGCAGCCAAGGAGAGGGUGAGAGAAGGAGAGUGUGAUUAAAGGGAAGCAGAGAAGAAGAAGAAAAGAAAAGGAAGAAAAUGGUACCUUCUUGAGUCAAGAUUCUCUCUCCGCUCACGUUCUAAAAAUUGCAACUCCCUACCUGACAUUUAAAGUCACAUUACAAAUUACCCCUAUGUUAGUUUUUUUGUUUUUUUGAAUAGACCCCUUAUGUUAGUUGACUGUUAAGUCAAUUGAUGAUUUUUGAUAAUAUUAUAUUACCCUUUUCUAAAUACCAAUUUUGCCCUCUCUUUUUUAUUUCCUUCUCUGAUUAUUUUGCUUUUUUCAUACAAACAAUCAAUCAUCAUUCUCUCCUUGCUUUACAUCACCACCAUGCAUUACCACAUCACCACCUAACAAACCAAAGCAGGCUUAGGCCAUCAUGUUCAGAGAAAAUUACUUCUUUAAAUCAAUUAAUCAAACAUGUAAUGUGCAUAAGACUUUUGAUGAAAUAAUCCAGUGCAAAACAACUAAUGCAAAAUCCCAAAAACAAAUGGUAAAAUUAACAACCAGUCAACACACCCACAACAAGUAACAACAAACAAAAGAGCACCAGAAUUUCAACAUAACACGUACUAAUAAUUACGAAAUAAAUAACCGUAAUCAUGAACUGGGCGUUUUCUUUACUACAUACAACACAACCAGCAUAACACAUAAUACACCAACACCACACCAAACCCAAUCACACAACAAUCUUAUCCUCAAUCUCUCAAGAAACUCGCCAAACCCAAUCACAUAAUAAAUCGAUCAAUCACACAAACCCUCCAAUCUCAAAUGGUUCGUCGGUGAUCGUGACAGUAAACAUUGACAGAGAGCUUCGCCAUCUCAUUUAUGGAGGCUGGCACAGUGGUGUGGUGAAGAUUUGGGUAAUGAUUUGGUGGACAUGGGUUCGGCGGUUGCAGCAUAGACGUUCAUAGAUGUGACAGAUGGAGGUGGUGGGUUAUGAAGGAUGGUUUGAGACAGAGUGAUAUUAAGAAACGAAAUUAUAAAUUAUGAAUCACAUUUAUUUUGAGUGGAAUACACAUUAUAAAUUUAUAAAAUACAUUUAACAUUAGGGAUUAUUUUUGAGAUAAAAUUCCAUGGUAGAUAGAAUUCUCUCUAUACAUAUAUACAACAUAGAGUAAGAAACGAAAUUCAGUUUCCAAUAUAAUUUAGGAUUUGAAGUAUGGAAAGCCAACCAAAGUUAGAAGCUUAAGAAACCAAAUCUAAGUCCAAUAUUACUUAGGUUUCUAAAUACUAUAACUCAACCAAAAAUUAAACUCUUCUGACUAGUACUAUAAAAUAAGGUCACUCACCCCAUACCUUCAUAGUCACCAUUCUAAAACUCUCUCCCUCAAGCUUCAUCAUGGAAACUAUAUCAAGAAACUAUGACAUUGAAACAUAUGCGACACCACAGAUCAACCCACUACAGAUUAACUCACUACCUCUAGUUCGAGUUCCAACUGCAGCGCUCAUCAAAAUUUAUGUCAACAAUCUAGUUAAACUACAGCUCUGAACUUGUCAAGGCAAUGUCGAAUCCAGUUAUCCUACAUUAUUAAUUGCUCCUGAUAUUCGACAUGACUUCACCAUUCCACUUCAACUUCUUCCCUUCUUCUUUUCGUGGGAUCCCUAUGUUUUCAACCAACUUUCGUCCAUGGGAUUCGAUCUCGAACUCUGUAAUUCCAUGAAGGAACGCAUCAUCAGUUCUCUUUCCAGUUUGAUUAUUGCAUAUGGGGAGAGUCCUGGGUUUCAAGUCAUUGUGCAUUUGAGGAUCACCACCACGCUCAGGUUGGGUUCUGCACAAUUGAUAGACGAUCUAAUGAUGAAUCUAUUAGCCACAAAUGGGGCGAUUAUCAUGAACGAUGAUGGUAAUAUUGGAAUUGUAGAGACGAUAGCCACAAAUGGGGCAAUUAUCGUGAAUGAUGAUGGUGGUCUUAGAACUGAAGAGACGAUGAGGACGAGGACGGAGAGGGGUGUUUCAAAGGCCAUCAUUGAUGGGUUGAAGAAAGUGACAGUGUUCAAUGGUGAAGGAGACAAUGAAAAGUGCACUACUCGUGCUGUUUGUUUAGAGGAAUUUGGGAAGGGAACAGAGCUUACGUCCAUGCCAUAUUAUCAUCUUUUUCAUCAUCGCUGUAUUGUGUCCCGGUUGGAAUCACAUAAUUCUUGUCCCACAUGUCGAUCCAUAGUUCCAGAUUGAUAACAUUUUUAUGAUGAUCAUAUAUGGUGUUAUAACCUGGUCAUCGUAGUAUUAUUGGUUUCAGAUUUGGUAGUUUUGAUUGAUUCUUGAAAACUAUUGUAUUAGGUUCAUUAUUAGGGUUUAAGUUUGAUUUUUCUUUUUAUUGUUAAUUGUUUUCAAAUUUCCUUUUCGUACAGGUUUUCUAAUUACAUAAAAGAUU
Camellia sinensis is the source of this 2554-nucleotide messenger RNA. NCBI's taxonomy places the organism in Eukaryota, Viridiplantae, Streptophyta, Magnoliopsida, Ericales, Theaceae. The record is from RefSeq and is a predicted model, not a curated record.